CCUAGAAGGAAUGUGUAGGAUUAAACUUUCAUUUCUCGCUCUUUUCACAAAGUUGCUGGAACGCAAUAGCACAGUAUUCCAGGGAAAAGUCGGAGUCGAGCUUCGUAGCGUAGAGAAGUUUCAAUGGGAAUUCGAGACCUCUCAAUCAACUGCCGAAAUGUUCGUGAAUAUAUUAACUUAUCAAGUUUCCAAGACGCGGUAUCAUGUUGGCGAUGUCGAAGGUACAAUAUUGUUUCUGUCAAUAUGAGACCAAACUGGAG
Messenger RNA from Truncatella angustata, 260 nucleotides. RefSeq lists its product as uncharacterized. NCBI's taxonomy places the organism in Eukaryota, Fungi, Ascomycota, Sordariomycetes, Amphisphaeriales, Sporocadaceae. The transcript has a single exon. The coding region runs from base 11 to 247 and encodes 78 amino acids. The record is from RefSeq and is a predicted model, not a curated record.